UGUUGUCUGUGAUGAAAAUCAAAAAUAUUUUUUUUUUGAUUUAGCGAAGUUUCGACAUUCGACAAUUUCCCAGAUUUUCAAUUUGCGACCGCAACUUAAUAUUUUAAUUGCAUACCUUUUGUUCGAUUCAUCAAGGUGGUCUUCAAAUAAAUAAUUAAAAAUGUGGUCGUUCUUCUUAAAGAACAAAAACGAUAUCAUAUAUUUAUCAUUGCUGUUAUUCAGUGUUAUUAUAGGGCCCUAUUACAGGAAGUUAGGCCCGGUGGAUUUUAAGAAAAUGGUCGGUACGCUAUUGGGUAUCGGUUUAAUAAUUGUGGUAUCGGGAUAUAAUGCUGCACACCCAAUUUUUUCGGGCCUUGGCGGUAUAAUUGCGAUUAAAUUAACUUCUAUAAAGAAAUGCCACAUCUUUGCAUUCUUUUUCAUGUUCAGCUAUUUAAUAGUCUUUCGGCUGUCAAGCAGUUUCAGUACAAAAGGCCCAUCUGGUCAAACUAACCUCAUUGAGAUGAUCAUUGUCCUAAGAGUGGUGGGUGUGGCAUUUGAGAUAAAUGGCUCAUGGUUGGCAAUGACUCAGCCAAAAAAAGAAAAGGAAUUACCAGGGAAAGAGGUAACACAAAAUGUGGCUGAGAAUAGACCACCCAAAGAUGAUGAUUUUGUGGAGAUUAUAAAUCCAGACUUCAUGGACUUGUUCCAUUAUGUCUUUAAUUAUAUUGGGUUAUUAACAGGUCCUUAUUAUAGAUAUCGAACAUUUGAUGACUACUUCAAAUUGCCAUUCAGCAAAUAUGUGAACAGUUUUGGCUUUACAAUCAACACUUUGAAAACUGUUCCGUUGUAUAUUUCAUUGUACUUAGCCAUGUCAAACGUAUGGCCUCUUGAUUACAUUUUAACUGCAGAACACAACCGAAGGCACUUUGUAUACAGGAUGAUGUAUCCGUGGGUAUUGUUUGCUGCCUUCCGUCAAAGGAUCUAUGCGGGCAUGACCCUUGCCGAGAGUGUCUGUACUUCUGCAGGCCUUGGAGCUUACCCCGUGCAAGGGAAGAAUAAAUCUGGACAUGGACCUUCUGUUGAUUAUUUGAAAUUGAAACAAAUGCCCGAACGUGAAGCCAGAGUGGCUAAAUACGAUUUCAAAACUGUGGAGUCAAUGGAUGUAUGGGGCUGCGAGACCGCUGUCACACUGCGAGACUCCAUGAAAGUGUGGAACAAGGCGGUGCAGUACUGGGUCGCUGUGGUGGUUUACAAGAGAUUCCCUGUCCCUUCAUUAAAGAUUCACGCAGCUCUUUUUGUAUCGGUGAUCUGGCACGGCUACCACGCCGGGUACUUCUUCUGCAUUUACUUCUGCCCCUUCUACCUGAUGGCCGAGGAUAUAUAUGUCAAGCUCUACUACAAAAACGCUACAGGAUUUAAAAAGACAGUCGUCGGUUUCAUCCUAUGGUUCCUGCGAUCCCACUCAGAGUCCUACCAGGCUGCAGCGUUCCUUCUGUUGACGUUCGACCGUAUCUGGGUCUACUACUCGUCGAUGAACCACUAUUGGUACGGCGUGUGGUUUGGGUUCCUGGUCCUUGGCCUCAUUCUGAACAAGGUCCGCAGUAUGCUGACCAGGAGACCACCUCCGGUUAGUGCGGGGGUUAAAUCUCAGUAAAAAUUACGAUUUUUUAUCAAAUGCAGGAAAGUUAUCAUUAUAAGAAUAUGCACGAUUUUUAGACGAUCUACAAAAUUGCUUUUGAGUUCCUUGAAAUAUUCAUCAUUCUUUUUAAAGAAUAUUUGCCUUACCUUGUUUCCAAAAAGGAAGAAGUUCUGUGUAUGUGUUUUUAAUGUUAAAAAUAUUCCGUAUUCUGCAAAUGAAGUUACUUUGCCGUGUAUACUUAAACCACUUUAAUGUUAAUCAAUAUCACACAGAAAUAUUACUCAUUUAUAAAUGGGUUGUACGGUCAACGAUCUUUGCCUGUUUUUUGUGUGGGAUAAAAAAAAAUACUUGUAGGUAUUUAACUCGCAUGGGUGUUAUUUUUAUAAAUAAUGCUUAAAAAAGGGUUUAAUUAUAAGGAUAUUAUUAAUUAUAGUCAUACGAUACGUAACAUAAAUGCCUUUAGAUAUAAACUAUAGAUUAUGUGCAACAAAACACUUGCUGUAUUUUUUUAAAUUAAUAACUAAAAUUUAACUAAAUAAAGAAAGGUUUGAUGCACAUUUUGGAUACAUCACUGGGACACAAUAAUCUUUGUGAAUAAAUCCUUAGAAAUAUAAAAUUUUCUACAAUAUUAAGGGCAAUAAAAAAGACAUAGGUAACAUUCUUAAUUUUUGGUACAUGGUAAAUUUAAUAUAAAAAAAACCUUACAUUUUUCGUAUAUUUUGAUUAAACUUGGUUGAAGAUAUUGCUCAAAAGUAAUUUAUUUAUUUAAAUCUAUUUUUAAAUACUGUUAUUAGUUUGUUUUUAAUAGGUUAAUAUUAACCUAAUAGUCAUUUUUGUUGUUUGCAAGCAUAACUGUGUUUUAGAACUUUUAUUUAAGUGUAAACAAAUUAUUGUUUGUUUAGUUUUUAUUAUUUAAAAUUAAUUAAUUUAUUUUUUGAUAUAAUUACCUAGCGGGAAAGAUAUUUCAUAUCGGAAAUGGGAAUUAUUUAUUAGUUUAAGGGUAAAAAUACAUAGAAGGCUGGUGUGCUCAAUUAUUUAUUCGGUGCAUGGGACUGAUAAUAUAAAAUAUAAUAAUAAUUGAUAUAAUAUAGUGGUUCGCCGUGCAUUUAUCUAUCUUACACCUUGUGAGAUGGAAAUUUACAAUAUCAGACUUAACUGAUAAACAAUAACUGAACUUUUGUAGUGAUUUCUACAAAUACAUUAGGGGCUGGAGAGUUUCUUGAUGCAAGCGCCAGGAAUUUGUAUACAACUGCAUACAAAUUCUCAAUAACUUUUCGUACAAUUCAAACCCGAAGUUAUUUACAUUGUGGCAAUCGUAUGAAAUGAAUGAAAUGCCAGUGUCGAAAAUGAUACUUAUCUGGGGUGUGAUUCCGCUGUUUUAUACUCGUCGACAACAUUGAACUUUAAUUCUAUGGGAUGCCAAAAAUAAAAUGUCACUAACAUUGACCUCUUAUAAUAAAAGGACGCACAAUCAUGUAGAAAAUUUCCCUUCGAAACUGGCUAAUUUUGCUUUGACAGUAUUAGAAUUAUUGGUAAAGAAAAUUAUACAUUUUGCCUUUGAAAUAUAGUCCAAUAUUCAAUAAAAUCCCAAAUUCAGAGCAAAUUAAACCUUAAGGAUUGGCUUUAAGGUUGAAUUUUCACUAUGAUGCGACUAUUUGAAUUGAGUGCUAAGAAGUUGUGUUUGGCACUCAUUGAGUGGGGACGAUUUUGGUCGCUGAUUGUGCAUCCACUUUUUAAUAGGAGAUAGAUGGUCACUAACAAUGAAGUUCCCAUGGAAAUGAGCUAACAUUGCUGUAACUUGACAGAAUACAUGGGCUGUUCUAAAAUGGUAACACUAAAGGUUAGCACUCGUAAGAGCGGUUACGCAAUACACCUGAAUCCGUGAAAAUAGAAUCCAUCAUCCGAUUUCUUCCGUCAUCUUUGAGUGGUUCUCGGAUUCAAAUUGGAGAUACCUUGGAUUUGGAUCAGACAUCGGAUUAAUGCGUAAGCAAUAUCCAAAUAAGAUCGGAGCUUUUUAUAUCCUAAUUUUCUUGGAUUGAGUUUGUGUGUCACUCUAAAUCGAUACACGCAUUUAGGUUACUUGUACAAACAACGCUUAGGCGAGAAUUGCCACCGUUGAUGCGAGAUCCGAGAGCAAAUACCUUUGUACAGUUUUUACCAUGGUUUUAAGUUUCUUCCUAAACUCCUUCGGUCACUAUGUGAGCUUGGAAAAUAAUCUAGCAAGUAACUGUUGCUCGCAUUCGAGAAACUUUAUGCGUAAUAGAAUUAAGAGCUAUCUAUAGACUUACUAAAAAUAUUUUUAACGAAUAACUGCUGUAACAGUUUUGGAAAAUGUCUUUUGAGAUUUUUAUUUUUAAACCUAAGAAAUGAUUGCUAUAUAUAAAAACAAUUUAAAAAUAUUUUUUGGUAGUAUCGAAAUGAAUACAGUUGUCAAGCGUUGUAAAACAAGCGAAUUUACCAAAUAAUUUGUUAAUCUUAAGAGUAAGUACACUAAUAUACUAGUAUAGGUACAUAUUUAUGCUGAGACUUUUUUUGCCUUGGGGUCCUUAAGGCUCAUAACUCAUUAGAUCCACCAGGCACAUCUCUGCUUAGAGAGCCAUUCAAAUGAGGUUUGUGGUCUGAGUUUUCUAUUGCUGACCUGACGUGGAUAAAAACUCAGGUGUAUGUUCUGCCUUAAUACGAACGAGUUUUUACGAUACAACAAAACUAAAUAACUACUAGUAAAAUGUAACUCCUUCAACAUUGUAUAUUGACGUCUAGUAGAAGCUCGUACUAUGCUUGAUAUACUAAUAUGUGUAUUAUGUAAUUGUAGGUAUGUAUUACGGGCUGUAAGAAAAUACGAAAAAAAUUAUAUUAUUAAAGUUUAGAUUUGUACGGGUAUUCUAUGCUCAGUGGGAAUUUAGCAUUAAGGGUAGUUGUUUUAAACAAUACGUAGACAUUCCAAGUUGUAAACGGAAUUUAUUUUCAUAUUUGAUUUACUAUUACCAUUACCUACUAUUGUGACCCAAAGUUCAGUUCCUUAAUCUCUUUACAUUCUCCUCACGCAUUUAUUGACUAGAUUAAGAAUUACACAAAAAUAGGAAGCUAUUUGUAAUAUAAUACAAUAGUUGGACUGUUCUAUAGACGGAUUCUGUAAUUUAUUGUCAGUUUGUGACAAAAUUAAUCAAAUGAAACAGAAUAAGUAAGGGUCAAAUCUUACGGAAUUCCGUUACGUAAGCCUAUGGAUACAUAAUCUUUUUGAAAUCUUAAUGUUUAUUAUACUCGAUUUGUAAAUGAUCUGAUACAUAUUGUAUAUUAAACUUAUUGGUGGCAAA
Bicyclus anynana (squinting bush brown) is the source of this 4932-nucleotide messenger RNA. It is a transcript of the gene frj, whose product is annotated as lysophospholipid acyltransferase 7. The record is from RefSeq and is a predicted model, not a curated record. The coding region runs from base 161 to 1633 and encodes 490 amino acids. The transcript has 7 exons. NCBI's taxonomy places the organism in Eukaryota, Metazoa, Arthropoda, Insecta, Lepidoptera, Nymphalidae. Gene Ontology annotation, biological process: phosphatidylinositol biosynthetic process; lipid modification. Gene Ontology annotation, molecular function: lysophospholipid acyltransferase activity. Gene Ontology annotation, cellular component: mitochondria-associated endoplasmic reticulum membrane contact site; membrane.